UUAGUAAGCUUAAGCCUUUCAAAUUGCAAUCUGUCAAAUGAUGAUCUUAUGAAAAGUCUUGGUAGCUUAUCUGUGUUGCAAGAUUUGAAUCUUAGUGAGAAUCCAAUUUCUAGCCUACCGGAGAGCAUCAAAGGUCUUAAUGUGCUCCAAUCACUUAGGUUAUCUCGUUGCACUAGACUCCAAUCACUGCCAGAACUUCCAAUGAGUUUAGAAAUGUUGAAUAUAGAUGGAUGUAGCUCACUGGGAAUGGUAACAAAUCUUCCUAACUUGUUGAGAUCUCUGAUUUUGGACUCAAGUGAUUGCAAAAAACUAGUUGAGGUUCAGGGGAUGUUCAAGUUAGAGCCUAUUGGCAAUGCUGGUGCAGAAAUGAUUUACAACUUGGGCCUAGUUGAUUUGGAAUCCAUGGGAAGCCUUGAGGUGGAAUUGCUGAACAACAUGACAUCCACAAGAAAGAAGGGUCCACUUCAAGUGCUCUGUGUGUGUGUGUGUGUGUGUGUGUGUUUAUGUAUGUAUAUGUGUAUAUAUAGUUGUUUGCAUAAUUGAUCGUUAAUGUUAUUUUGAAUACCAUGGCACAGGGACUGUAUGAAUGUGGUAUAUACAACAUAUGUGUUCCUGGGAAUGAGGUGCCAGGCUGGUGUAGCAAUAAGAGAAAGGGGUCCUCAAUAUCAUUUAAUGUGCCUUUAGUCCUUAAUCUCAAGAUUGUAGCCUUGAACGUAUAUAUUGUCUAUGCAUUUGCCAAUGAUAUAAGCCUUGAAAGCUAUCAACCUGAACAUAUUAAAAUCAACAAUAAGACCAAAGGUCUGAGGUGGAACUACAGCCCAAUGUUCAGAGGCAUUCCCGAUGACAACAGUAUGAUAUGGUUUAGCCAUUGGGAAAUUGGGCAUCUUUUGAUGGAAGGUGGCAAUAAAAUGAAUCUCUCUGCGACUGUUGAUGAGAUUUUUCAGGUAAAGGAAGUUGGAGUCCAGAUUGUGUAUGAUGAGUGUGAAGAGAUAGGCAUUCAACACCACAAUGCCCAUCCUACUCAUCACAAUGUCAUGAAUGUUGGAGAUUUAUCCGAAUAUCAUGUAAGAACAGGCUCAUACUUUCUAUGCCAUCAUUGUUAUGAUAUCCAUCAAGACUACCACCAAGACGGUUGGUCGCCUGAGACAGACAAGAUUUUAUUUGAGAACUCAGAAGAAACAACAGGGUUUACAGAUGAAGAAUGAAGAAAAGAAGAUAGAAAGGAAGGAUAAUAGCACAAGGGUGACUUGCUGCUGGCAAUGGCUGGGACGAGAACAUUAGUAAACUCCCUUUUUCUUUGAUAUGUUUUUGUUUUACUCAAUUUUAUUGAUUAUUUGCAAUAAUAACCCUUGUGUUAUUCUAGCGCCACCUUCCGAAAAUGCUGAGAUUUGAUAUUGAAAACAACAUAACAAUAUUUAUGUUUUCGGAUAUUAAUGACUAAAGAAGCUUUAUCUGAGCAUGAGCAGGCCAUGAAAGGACUACCAUGUUCUGAAAUCGAUGGUCAGUCCCAGGCAGUGAAGGUAUCAACCAUUGGUCAACUCUUGGUGAAGGGACUAGCAAAAUCAAUUGUGAUGGGACUUUCAGCCUUUCUAAGAAUGCUGUUGCAUUUGGAAAAGAAGGGAGACUUAUCCUUCUGCCAAACUGGAUGUCCUGAAGGAGCUGAUGCAGGUUUGUGCUUCAGAUUUUCCGUCUUUGGAUUUGUUCUUGGAUUAUUCAUGGAGUCAUAAUGGAACCUGCUCAAUUGACACAGCACCAUAUUUUGUCAUAAAUUUUGAAAGUCCAACCAAAAUAAGAGUUUACAUGUAUGAAAUUACAAGUGGUAAAUCAAUAACAAAUAAUAUAUAGUAUUCUUUUCACUUGAUUUGAGUCUCCAAUAAUUCCUUUUUAGUUUCCAUUGUCCUUAUUUUUUCAGCAGUUCCAAUUUCUUCUGUUUACAAUUCAGCCCAAUCUGCACUGAAUCCGGCUAUUUUCUAUCUUGUAUUGGUAAAUUUAGAAACAUUUUAGCGAUUUGUUCAGGCAGUCUAAGGGAGCCAAAUUCUAU
Camellia sinensis is the source of this 2041-nucleotide messenger RNA. The record is from RefSeq and is a predicted model, not a curated record. NCBI's taxonomy places the organism in Eukaryota, Viridiplantae, Streptophyta, Magnoliopsida, Ericales, Theaceae.